Molecule: messenger RNA, 3318 nt
Organism: Hemicordylus capensis (graceful crag lizard)
Lineage: Eukaryota; Metazoa; Chordata; Lepidosauria; Squamata; Cordylidae
Gene: DUSP11
Product: dual specificity phosphatase 11
Exons: 9
Coding region: 552-1688 (378 amino acids)
Biological process (GO): protein dephosphorylation
Molecular function (GO): protein tyrosine/serine/threonine phosphatase activity; polynucleotide 5'-phosphatase activity
Source: RefSeq, a predicted model, not a curated record
AAAGUGCCCCUCUCCAUCUUGCCAGCACAGCCAGCCGCCGCCGCAGACAUCCCCGCGCCUCCGCCUAGUAGCCACGCGACCAAGGCACGCGCCCAACGGCGGCUCCCCCGGCGCCCCUGCCCUCCUCGGCGGGCUGCCAGCUCCGUUCUUCCUGGCAGGCAUCAUCACCGGCACAGGGCGGGAGGGAGGGAGGGUUGGCCGGCCGGCCGCCCCCCAGGCUCUCCCUCUUUUCUCCCGCAGGAGGAGGAGGCGGAGGCUGCUGCUGCCGCUGCCGCUGCCACCACCCCGCCAGCUCAGCUGCCCCGGAGCGACCUGGCCCGCGCCCAGCUCCAGGCCGCUCUCCGCCUCACCCCGAGCCCGGGCAGCCAGGCCGCGACGUCUCCCGCUGGUCCUGGGAGCGGUGCAGUAGCACUUCGCCCUGCCCCUCGACGAGCCCUGCACGGUGCAUCUGAGCAUGCUCAUAAGCAUGGGGCAGGGUAAAGCGAUGCUACACAGGUCUCUGGGGAAGGAGGCGGUGGCCGUGUGGCGUCAUCAGAGUGCGCCAGAACCCAAUGUUGUCGUGGAGGCGGAAUUACGUAACGCGCGGCAGGGUGUGUGAACCGGAAAUGAGCCGGCAUUGUGGAAGCCGCGCCGCAGCAGUAGCGAGAGCAGCCGUUCAACUGAGGCUUCGUUCGUGGCCCCGGGAGUUCGGAGGAGCAGCAGCAGCAGCAGCAGCAGCGCCUGGGGGUGCGUCCUGCGGAUCCAUGGGCAGGAAGAAGACGGAGCUGCCCGACAGAUGGACCGAUUACCUUCCUCUUGGGAAAAGGAUACCUGGGACACGCUUUAUUGCUUUUAAAGUUCCUCUCAAGAAGAGCUUUGAAUGGAGACUUGCCCCCAAUGAACGCUUUUCUCCGUUGGACCUUCUUAAUCAAGUUCGAGAGCAACAAGAAGAGCUUGGCUUGAUUAUUGAUUUAACAUACACCACUCGAUAUUAUGAGCCAAAGGAGCUACCAGACACGCUGCAAUAUUGUAAGAUUUUGACAGUUGGACAUGAAGUACCAGAUAGUGAGACAGUUUUUAAAUUCAAAAGUGCUGUGAAAAAGUUUCUGAUGGAGAAUCAAGACAAUGACAAGCUUGUUGGUGUUCACUGCACGCAUGGCCUGAAUCGGACUGGCUACCUAGUCUGUAGGUACCUAAUUGAUGUUGAAGGAAUGGACCCAAAUGUGGCAAUAGAAAUGUUCAACAGAUGCAGAGGACAUUCUAUAGAGAGGAGGAACUACCUUGAAGACCUUAGAAGAGGAUCCAACAGAAGGAAUGGCCACCAUGCAUCAGCUUCAGGACAUGGCUGGAUUCAAGGACCCUUUGGCCCUGCCCCACAUCGUGGUGUUCAAGUGACUGACUACAAUCCCCAGUCUCUGCAACGGUUGCCAUUGAGAGCCCCAAGAAGACGGCAUCAUACCCAGAACCCGAAUCACAUCACCUGCUCUGACAACCAUCAGUCUGGUUACAGUCCUCAAUACCCCCCUAGAGCCAGCACCGUCCAACAAAGAUGGGACUACGAUGUAACGCCCAGCCACAGGCCACUGUACCCACCUUACCAGCAACACUUGCAAGCAUAUGAAGGACCGUAUUUUCCAGGGCAAAACCCUCAUUAUCCAUGUCAACAAGGAAAGUAUAAAAUAGACAGACGUGGUCAGGACCAUUAUUAAUAGGAAUGUAACUGGACAUGAACUGCAAUUAAGGGAAUAGACAAACGCUUCCUUGGUUGGUUGCUGACUUGGCAGAUGGGAUCUUGCUGGCUGCCUGGCCUGUACUGGGUUGCCAGUCUCAAAGCUGCACACCAUUAAGCAUCUGUUUACAAACAAGAUGUAGCCCACUGAAAGACUCGCAGUGGAUAAAGAUGACUUCUAGGCUGACCUCCCAAAAUGUGUGUGUGUCUGGGACAUGCAAACCUCCCUGCUGCAGAAUGUUGUACAACAUGUUAAGCUAAACACAAAUGUUAAAUACAAAAGACCUCCUAAUAUUGUGGCGGUAAUGUUCAACCACAACAUUGGAAUGCAUGACCCAGCCCAAAGCAUGGGGCUAGGUUCCUUAGCUGGCCUGCUAAACAAUAACACAGCUCCCUCUGCUGCAGGAAUAACAGCUCUCUAUUGUGCCAGCCUCAUUGUGGGGAAGAAAGUUGCAGUCCACUCUGGUCUGCCUGCUGAGAGGCGGGGAGAGUGGAUCUUUAAACAUUAAACCCCCCCGCACAUCAGCGGAGAAGCCUGUGGGCUGUUCUGGCAGGUUUUAAAGUUUAAAUCUCCACUCUUGCUGGGUGGAUAUGUAAACUUUAGCCCCCAACCCCAUCCGAGCAGCCUGGACACUUCUCAGCUGACAUGCAGAGCAGUUUGAAUAUCCAGCCCUUCGUGCCAGCUGAGGAAAGGUGUGAGAGUGGAUUGCUUAGUUAUGGAUCUCCUGGAGCAGCCUCUCCUGGUAGCAUGCUACUGUAUACUCGUUUAGUUGGAGGUGGGAGAAAACCUGCAAAUAACUGAAAGCUACCCCAGUGAUAACUAAAUUGGUAUAUAAGGGAGGUGGCUUAUGAAUGGGCAAAACCACGGGAAAGGAACCUGUGAUAUUCGAGGGCCAGCUGCAUGGCAUCCCCAUAUGUCCCCAAGUACUGAUGUGGUUCUGAAAUGAAUUUGUGCCCUAUAAAUCCAUUGGAUCUUGGUCUGUCACUAGUGUCCGGGGCUCGCUCACAUUAUCUUUGCAGCCUUGGGGCCUCCUGUUACUGGGUCCAGUUGCAUCAGGAGGGCUGUGCUAGAGCAGGAAGUAAUGAUGUCACUCUGCUGGUCUUGUGUGGUUCCUCUUUAGAAGUCUUGUGGAAGCAGCACAGGACUGGACAGUGUGCAAGUGGGCUCCAACCCAUCAAGGUAAUAUGUAGGUCUGGGUUGAAGAGCAUUUCUUCUGGAUUUUCUUCAGGGUUUUUUCUUAAGAUCAUCCUUCACUUAGAGCAGGCUUCACUUGCCUGGGUCACCUGGAGCUAAUUCUUUGCAGAUACUUUUACUCCCCUCUCGCUGCUUGUGGUCUUGGUUGUGUGUGAAGUAGAAACUUGUGGAAAUGGUGCUACUCAAAUGUAAGGCAAGGCUGCAGGUGUUUUGUGCCAUUAAGGGCAGCAGGUCUGACUUGCACAGCCAAAUCAACCAGGAAAUGAUCUUUUGCAAGCCCGAAUGAAAUAAACCGUUCAUUUCCAUGAAGCUUGCAUAGGCAAAUUUCCCUACAGUUGAUGUGUGGUGUUUCUGCAUCUUAACAAUUGGAAAUUCAAUGCCUCACUCUUCCAAAUAAAGAUUCCCUUACAAACUA